Messenger RNA from Fusarium redolens, 987 nucleotides. RefSeq lists its product as uncharacterized. The record is from RefSeq and is a predicted model, not a curated record. NCBI's taxonomy places the organism in Eukaryota, Fungi, Ascomycota, Sordariomycetes, Hypocreales, Nectriaceae. The transcript has 2 exons. The coding region runs from base 207 to 815 and encodes 202 amino acids.
UGUAUCAUCUAUCCAUUGCAUCCGUGGACCCUCCACUCUUCUUCAUCGCCUGAUUGUAGACCGCUAUCCAUACACUACCUACCAACCACACUCCAUCAGAUCCAUACCUACUACGCCAAACGUAUAAGUAGCUGGACACCGCCAACACUUUGCUACCACCACAACAAACCUCUGUUUUUUUUUUGUCACAUACAAUCUCCUUCACAAUGCCUAGAAUCACCGCUCCCGUCUCAAAGCUCACUCGCUCUCUGGCCGAGUCCCAGCGCCAUGCCGGUAUCGCUCUCAUGCCCAAGUAUGCCGAGCUCCUCGGAGCUCCUUCAGAGCAGUCUCAGCACUCUGAGUCCCGUGGUCUAAAGACUACCCACCGACCUACUCCUCAGCCAUCUCUUUCUGGUCGCCGAAGGCCUCUGAUGCAGAGCUUCCACUCUUCCACACCUUCUCGUGCUCCUGUCAACCACGUCGACAGCACAGUCUUGCCCAAGAUUCACGCUACCCCAAACUUCAACGAGCCUCUCCCUCGCAUGCCUCUUCUCCCUGACAACUAUGGCGCCUACCACAGCUCAAUGUCCGAUGCCGCCGACUUGUAUAGCAAGCGGCCCGUCAUCUUCGCUGUCGACCCUGAUGUCGUCGUUCCCGGUGCUCCCAUGGCUACCAUGGAUGCCGUCAACAUGGACAGCGUCGACGUCAAGUUUGUUCAUGAGCAGCCUGCUCAGGAAACCAAGGCAGAUGACUCUGACCGAAGUACCUUUCUCAGAGACGUCUUCGGCGGUAUGAUUCAGGAUAUUCUUCCUGGACCUGCGCUCAGGAAAAACUAAGAGAAUGAAGUGAAGACACGAAAGGGACGAUAGAGUGGAGUCUGGUUAUACCAGCUACUCAUAAAGAGAGCUGAUGAUCUAUUAAGCGUUUUAAUCUGUUUAUGCGAAGCAAGGUGCGGUUGUAUCAAUUAAUAGCCCGUUACAAGAGGCUCCUGUGGCUAGGAACCAUCCU